Molecule: messenger RNA, 795 nt
Organism: Patiria miniata (bat star)
Lineage: Eukaryota; Metazoa; Echinodermata; Asteroidea; Valvatida; Asterinidae
Product: complement C1q subcomponent subunit B-like
Exons: 1
Molecular function (GO): protein binding
Source: RefSeq, a predicted model, not a curated record
AUCGCCCUCCUUCUGGGUAACUCUGUCAAGCUCCGAGCUUCCGUAACUGGGCCGAUUCCCUCGGACGGUGACGGUCCUGCGUCUCAGGUGUGUCAGCAGUGCUGCCAGGGACCUGCCGCAAUACCCGGCAUACCAGGUCUGUCUGGACCAGUGGGGCCGAUGGGGCCGUACGGUCAGCCGGGGUCAAAGGGCGAUGCAGGUCAGCAAGGUGAGAUUGGCCCUAUUGGGCAAAUGGGUGAGCGGGGAGCACCUGGGAACACUGGGUCUAAAGGUGAUGAUGGGAUCGGUCUACCCGGCAAGAUAGGUCCGAGAGGGCUACCUGGUUUUGUUGGAGGAACCGGGGAGACUGGUGUCAAAGGUCAGAAGGGUGAGCCAGGAGAGACACCAGGCGAUUCAAACCAGCGGGUGGCAUUCACCGUGGUGAGGACGAGCGACUCGGAUGUAUCUACAAGUUCCGACACCCGUUUGCCCUUCCAGCAGACCGAGACGCUUCUGCCGGGUAACAGCUUCGAUCUCGAGACCGGCAUGUUCACAUGUAGUGUGCCGGGCACCUACGUAUUUACGUUUUCUGUUCUUAAGUAUAGCAACAGCGGUGACCUUUACAUCCAUUUGGUUAAAAACGACUACAAGGUAAUCAGUGCCUAUGGUGAACAAAAUCAACGAGGUCAGUUGUCUGGGAGCGCGGUGCUGGUUCUGCAGCGAGGAGACACGGUGUAUCUUACCAUGCACGGUAGAUUGAGGGGGAGUUCCUGGCACUACACCUCAUUCAGUGGCUUCCUUCUUUACCCCGAAUAA